GUUCACCGCGAAAGAUAUCCAUCCAGUACCAGGUACCACUCGAUACUCUCCUAGCCGGAUGACAUUGACAGUGGGAGCGACUACAAGCGAAGCUGGCUCAAUGCGGUCGCGGUCAAGAAUUAAAGUAGUGGUCCGAGCGUGCUCGUGACGGGCCCUUGUAGCUAGGUCGAGCCGCACGCGCGGAGAGAGAGAGAGUGAGAGCGACGUCUUGCCUUCCCUCAUUAUUUAUUAACCCAUUCACAACCCCUCCCUCUAUCCACCCACGGGCUUCCUGUUCAUGGAAGACACCACCCUUUCCUUUCCUCAUAGCUGCGCGACUUAGGUGGAGUCGAAAAUGGCGAUGCAGCAACAGCCAGCCCCGCUGGCCUCGACUUUGGACCGCAUUGUCCAUGAGCUUCGAUCCAAGAACGAUGACCAGAGGCACAAGGCUGCACAUAAGGUGCGCCAAACGGUCGAAAAUGCCCACCGAGAACUCGCACCCCAGGUUUUUGCACCUUUCUACGAUAAUGUCAUCUUACGUAUAUCCCAACUCAUGGUCGCCGGCAACGAUUCCAGCGAACGCAUCGGUGGCAUAUACGCCCUCAACUCCCUCAUUGACUUCCGCGGCGAUGAUGCCGGUCAGAAAACGACGCGUUUUGCGAGCUAUCUCAAGGCGGUGCUACGCGGUUCAGACAACUCCGCCAUGGUAGCCGCCGCCAUGGCUCUCGGUCGUCUGGCAAAACCCGGGGGAACACUGGCCGCCGAGGUGGUCGACGCCGAGGUCAAAUCAGCCCUCGAGUGGUUGCAGAUGGAACGCUCCGAGAGUCGCAGGUUCUCUUCUGUACUCAUUCUGCGCGAAUUGGCCAAAAAUUCCCCGACGCUCAUGUACCAGUGGAUUGCACAGAUAUUCGAAGUCAUAUGGGUAGCCCUCCGUGAUCCUAAGGUUCUCAUCCGAGAGUCCGCUGCCGAGGCCAUCAGUGCCUGCUUCGAAAUUAUAUCCCCACGAGACCUGCAACAGCGCACUCAAUGGUUUGGAAGGGUUUACGAAGAAAUAUUGAAGGGUUUCGGGCUGAACACAAACGAGGCUGUACAUGGGAGUUUGUUGACGAUGAAGGAACUCCUCGACAAGAGUGUCAUGUUUAUGAAUGAAGCAAAGUAUAAAGAGACGGUCGAGGUUGUGCUCAAGUACAGAGAUCAUCGCGACCCUCUAGUGCGACGAGAAGUGGUCCUCAUUAUCCCCAUUCUCGCCAGUUACUCUCCCACCGAAUUCGCUAGCAAGUACUUGCAUCAGUGUAUGCUGCACCUGCAAGGCCUUAUAAGGAAGGACCGAGAUCGAGAUAAGGCGUUUGUUGCAAUCGGUCAAAUUGCGAACGCUGUAGGUGUAUCGAUUGCACCAUACCUCGAAGGCAUCCUCGGCUUUAUACAUGACGGUCUUUCAGCAAAAUCCCGCAAUAAAGCCAUCAACGAAGCCCCUAUUUUCCGAUGUCUUAGUAUGAUUGCGGCAGCAGUGGGCCAGGCUUUGAGCAAAAAUGUGGAGCGGCUACUGGAUCCCAUAUUUUCCUGCGGACUCAGCGAUUCCUUGACCCAAGCAUUGGUGGACAUGGCACAUUAUGUACCCCCUUGUCGGCCUGUGAUUCAAGAGAAGCUGCUGGAUCUCCUGAGUCAAAUUCUUGCCGGGCGACACUAUCUACCUUUGGGAAGUCCAUAUCAAGUCUCGCAACCGCCACAGAUCUGGACACGCGACCACAAAGAUCCCCAAAUCAUCUUACAACGAGAAGCGGAAAUAGCGCUGGCGCUUCAUACGCUUGGAAGUUUCGAUUUCACCGGCCACGUUCUCAAUGAAUUUGUUCGCGAUGUGGCCAUUCGUUACGUCGAGGCAGACAGCACAGAGAUUCGAAAGCGUGCUGCUCUAACGUGUUGUCAGCUUUUCGUCAAAGAUCCGAUCGUUCAUCAAACCAGUGUCCAGGCAACGAAAGUCGUGGGCGACAUCAUAGAGAAGUUGUUAACAGUUGGUGUGGGAGAUGUAGAACCAGACAUUCGAUGGGAGGUAUUGAUAGCUCUCGAUGCUCGAUUUGACAGACACCUUGGCAAAGCAGACAAUAUCCGGACUUUAUUUUUGGCCUUGAACGACGAAGUUUUCGAUAUCCGAGAAGCUGCCAUGACUAUCGUUGGUCGAUUAACGACCGUCAACCCCGCAUAUGUCUUUCCAUCCCUGCGUAAAGUCCUACUGCAGCUUUUGACCGAGGUCAACUAUUCAAACAGCCCUCGGAGCAAGGAAGAAAGCGCGAAGCUCAUCAGCAAUCUUGUGGGGGCUGCAGACCAUCUGAUCAAGCCUCUGGUGAGUCCCAUUGUGGACGUUUUGUUGCCAAAAGCAAGGGAUCCCAACCCAGAAGUUGCAUCGACCACACUGAAAGCUAUCGGCGACUUAGCUACCGUUGGCGGAGAGGGUAUGAUCAAGUACAUUCCGGACCUCAUGCCGAUCAUCCUAGAGUUCAUGCAGGAUCUGAGCUCCGAUUCAAAACGAUUCGCCUCGCUGCGUGCAUUGGGACAACUAGCUACAAACGCCGGUUACGUGAUGGAGCCAUACCGAGACUACCCUGAACUCAUGAAUAUCCUUAUGAAUAUCGUCAAAGCAGAACCGGAGAGCGACCUUAGGCGGGAAACUGUAAAACUCAUGGGAACAUUGGGAGCUCUGGAUCCGGAUGAGUACCAGAAGAUUAUGGAACAAUCUCCGGAUACGCAAUUGAUCAGCGAGGCCCAAGCUGUGACGGACGUUACCUUGAUCAUGCAAGGCAUUACGCCGUCGAACGAGGAAUACUACCCGACCAUUGUGAUUAAUACUCUGAUGAAUAUGCUGAAAGAUCCGUCACUGUCACAAUUCCAUUCGGCCGUCGUCGAAGCUGUGAUGAACAUUUACGCUACUAUGGGGCUAAAGUGCGUUCCGUUCCUCAAUCAAGUGGUUCCGAUGUUUCUGCAGGUCAUCGCUGCUGCUCCCUCUGGUCGGACAGAGGGCUACUUUAACCAACUCGGUCAAUUGGUUCGUAUUGUACGACAGCACAUCCGCCCAUAUCUUAAAGAUAUCCUCGCCGCAAUCAAAGAGUUUUGGGACAGCACUCCGCAGUUGCAAGCUACGAUUUUGUCGCUUAUAGAAUCAAUUGCCCGAUCACUAGAAGGCGAGUUCAAGGUUUAUCUAGCCGAUGUGUUACCGCUGAUGCUUGGUGUCAUGGAAACCGAUACUAGUGCCCAGCGGACCCCUUCUGCAAGGGUGUUGCAUGCCUUUCUUAUCUUUGGCUCCAGUGCUGAGGAGUACAUGCAUCUCAUCAUCCCGGUAAUGGUCAAGAUGUUCGACAAAUCAGGCCAGCCAAUCCAUCUCCGGAAACUCGCCAUGGAGACACUGGGUCGACUGUCUAAACAGGUCAAUGUUUCUGAGUUCGCUGCGAGAAUCAUCCACCCAGUGUGCCGGGUGCUUGCAGGCAACGAACCCUCUAUCAAACAGAGCGCACUAGAAAUGCUUUGCGCUCUGAUAUUCCAACUUGGUCCCGACUACAUUCACUUCGUCCCGACUGUCAAUAAGAUCUUGAUUGCUUAUAAAGUUCCGCAUGAGAAUUAUGGGCGGAUUGUUUCCAAGCUUCAAAAGGGCGAGCCAUUACCUCAGGAUCUCAGUCCUGAUGAGCGAUAUGGAGAAGACGACGAGGAUAUGAACCCAGCUGAAAUCCUCAGUAAGAAAUUAGCUGUCAACCAACAGCAUUUAAAGUCUGCUUGGGAGGCUUCAGCAAAGACGACAAAAGAAGAUUGGGUCGAGUGGAUGCGACGUUUCAGCGUGGAGUUACUUAGAGAGUCACCCCAACAGGCACUUCGCGCUUGUACACCCUUAGCCAGCGUGUACAGCCCAAUCGCUAGAAGCCUUUUCAAUUCAGCUUUCGUGUCGUGUUGGACCGAGCUGUAUGAUCAGUAUCAAGAAGAGCUGGUGCGGUCAAUUGAGACCGCUCUUACGUCACCCAUGAUCCCACCGGAGAUCCUACAGAUAUUACUGAAUCUCGCAGAAUUCAUGGAGCACGACGACAAGGCUUUGCCAAUCGACGUUCGGAUCCUAGGUAUGUAUGCUGGCAAAUGUCAUGCUUUCGCAAAGGCGCUGCAUUAUAAAGAGUUGGAGUUCAAUGCCGAACAAAACGCCAGCGCAGUUGAGGCCCUUAUCAGCAUCAACAACCAGCUCCAGCAAACAGAUGCUGCGUUCGGUAUUCUGCGUAAGGCGCAGGGUUACCAAGACGUAGAAUUGAAAGAGACAUGGUUUGAGAAAUUGCAACGUUGGGAAGAGGCAUUAACAUCGUAUCAACGCAGAGAACGUGAAGAGCCAGAUUCCUUCGAGAUAACCAUGGGAAAGAUGCGCUGUUUGCACGCUUUGGGCGAGUGGGACCUGCUGUCUAGCCUCAGCAAAGAGAAAUGGGCCAACGCUUCUCAGGAGUAUCGCAAAGCAAUCGCACCACUAGCUGCAACUGCAGCAUGGGGCCUAGGAAAAUUCGCAGAUAUGGAUUCAUACCUAGGAGUUAUGAAGGAACAGUCGCCUGACCGAGCUUUUUUCGCAUCCAUAGUCAACAUUUACAACGGCCGAUUCGAGGUGGCAACCGAAGAAAUUGCCAAAGCUAGAAAAGGUCUUGAUACGGAACUCAGCUCACUGCUAGGUGAAUCGUACCAGCGAGCUUAUCUCCCAAUGAUUCGUGUUCAGAUGCUGGCAGAACUCGAAGAGAUCAUGAUCUACAAGCAGAAUGACAGUAACCCGGAGAAGCGAGCUAGCAUGCGCAGAACUUGGAUGAAGCGUUUGAAGGGCCUGGAACCAAAUCCCGACGUGUGGCAGCGUAUGAUGAAAGUUCGUCAACUGGUCAUCACCCCUCAAGAGAGCAUGGAUAUGUGGAUCAAAUAUACCAACCUCUGUCGCAAGAAUGAACGCCAUGGUCUUGCCGAGAAAGGCCUACAGAAGCUUCUCGACAUUGAUAACGGCAAUGUUUUCACAUACGUCCGGGAUAACGUCAACAAGAUCGCUUACCCAGUCUCAUAUGCAGCUUUCAAGUUCAUGUGGGCUACCGCUAAUCAUCAAAAAGAGGCUCUUGAUAGUCUCAAGGACUUCACUUCCAGGCUAUCGGAGGAUGUUGCCAUUCGAGCGCGAUCUGCCCAGGGGGGUAUGAUGAGCCAGAACGGUAUACAUAACAGCAUGAAUGGUAUGAACGGCAUGAAUGGCAUGAAUGGCAUGAACGGAAUGUCAAAUGGUCAUAUGAACAAUUCAAUGAAUCCUUUCGCAGCGUCCAACGGAAUCAACAACCACAGUGGAAUGAAUGGCUCCAGCAUGCUCAAUGGAUCGAGUACGUACGGUUCCCCGGCAGAAUUGGUCGAGUGCCAACGAUUGCUUGCCAAAUGCUAUCAUAAAGCCGGAGAAUGGCAACAAAUAUUACAUGGCGGAGAAUGGGACCAUGAGUUUACUCAUGAGGUCCUCUCUGCAUAUCAAGCAGCGACACGAUACAACAAAGACUGGUACAGGGCUUGGCAUUCAUGGGCCCUGGCCAACUUCGAGGUCGUCAACAUGCUCACGUCACAAGCCGAUCGCGAGUCUACCGAACUACCGCCUAAUGUGGUUCACGAGCAUAUUGUUCCUGCCAUCACUGGUUUCUUCAAGUCAAUCGCUUUGUCUUCAUCAAGUUCGCUUCAGGACACUCUCCGUCUACUAACCUUAUGGUUUAGCCAUGGAGGCAUACAAGAUGUGAACCGCACUGUUUCGGACGGGACAAAACAAGUUCCCAUAGAUACAUGGCUGGAAGUGAUUCCACAAUUGCUGGCGCGCAUCAACCAACCCAACCCUACGAUUCGACAGUCAAUUCAUCAGUUGCUUAGCGAAGUCGGCAAGGCACAUCCUCAAGCCCUCGUUUUCCCACUUACUGUGUCAAUGAAAUCGGAUGUUUCGAGACGACAACGAUCGGCCAAGGAAUUGAUGGAGGCCAUGCGCGAACAUUCUCCACGACUAGUGGAACAGGCCGAUCUUGUGAGCAACGAGCUCAUUCGCAUUGCGGUCCUUUGGCAUGAGCAGUGGCACGAAGGUCUUGAAGAAGCAUCUAGGCUCUACUUUGGUGAUCAUAACAUAGAGGGCAUGUUCGCUACUCUCGCACCAUUACACGCCAUGAUUGACCGUGGACCGGAAACCCUGCGUGAAAUUUCCUUCAUUCAAUCAUUCGGCAGGGAACUCCAAGAAGCGAGAGACUGGUGCAACACCUUCCGUACAUCGAACGAAAUGGGUGAUCUUAAUCAGGCUUGGGACCUGUACUACCAAGUCUUCCGUAAAAUAUCUCGCCAACUACCUUCCCUCAUGACACUUGAGCUGCAAUAUGUCUCACCUAAGCUCAAAGACGCACAUGAUCUUGAGCUUGCUGUACCUGGGACGUAUCAAGUUGGCAAACCUAUCAUUCGCAUCGGCUCUUUCAAUCCGGUAGCCACUGUCAUUCAAUCCAAGCAGAGGCCGAGGAAAUUGGAAAUGAAAGGUAGUGAUGGCAAGGCACAUACGCAUAUUCUUAAGGGCCAUGAAGACAUCCGUCAAGACGAACGUGUCAUGCAAUUAUUCGGUCUCUGCAACACACUGCUCAUGAACGACACAGAGAGCCGGAAGCGCCAUCUCAACAUUCAACGCUACGCCGCAGUUCCUUUGUCUACACAGUCGGGUCUUCUAGGAUUUGUCCCUAAUUCGGAUACUCUACAUGUCCUGAUUCGAGAAUACCGUGACAGUCGUAAAAUUCUGCUGAACAUUGAACACCGCAUUAUGCUGCAGAUGGCCCCCGACUAUGACUGUCUCACGCUCAUGCAAAAGGUUGAAGUCUUUGGUUAUGCCCUUGAUAAUACCACGGGUCAAGAUCUUUACCGCGUUUUAUGGCUCAAAUCGAAAUCUUCAGAGGCAUGGCUGGAUCGUCGUACUAACUAUACGCGCUCACUUGCAGUCAUGUCUAUGGUAGGCUAUAUCCUUGGGCUCGGCGAUCGACACCCGUCCAAUUUGAUGCUCGACCGCGUCACUGGAAAGAUUGUGCACAUUGACUUUGGCGACUGCUUCGAAGUUGCAAUGCACCGUGACAAGUAUCCAGAGAGGGUUCCUUUUAGGUUGACGAGAAUGUUGACCUACGCCAUGGAGGUCAGCAACAUCGAAGGAAGUUAUAGAACAACUUGUGAACAUGUCAUGAGGGUCUUGAGGACGAACAAGGAGAGUGUUAUGGCAGUUCUAGAAGCUUUCAUCCACGAUCCUCUUCUAACCUGGCGCCUCGGCCAACGUGAUUCUCCACCGCAACCUACCUUCCCCUCAGAACGCCGCCAAUCCAUCAUCGGCAGCGAAGUGGCAGGCGCGCUUGUAGACCGCGAAAAUAUGUCGUCACUCGCACAGCGUCCUGGCGGCGGCCGCCAUCGUUCGUCGACUCUUCAAAACAACAACCCCGCCAACGAGGCCGAGGCUAAGGAAGUACAGAACGCGCGUGCACUCGUCGUGCUCAGCCGCGUCAAGGAAAAACUCACGGGCCGCGAUUUUGUCAGCAAGGACAAAGACGAGCUGAACGUAUACGAGCAAGUCGACAAGCUCGUCAAGGAGGCGACGAACCUGGAGAACCUGUGCCAGCAUUACAUCGGGUGGUGUAGCUUCUGGUAA
This is a messenger RNA of Periconia digitata, 7642 nucleotides long. The record is from the annotation of a GenBank genome assembly. NCBI's taxonomy places the organism in Eukaryota, Fungi, Ascomycota, Dothideomycetes, Pleosporales, Periconiaceae.